CCUCAACCUCAUGGUUCCCAGUCGGAUUCCUUAACCACUGCGCCACUACAGGAACUCCAGGAAGCUGCAAAUUUAAAUAAGAGUGGUCAAAGAAGGUCUCCCUGAUAAGCUAACUCCCUAAGCGAAGGUACGUUUUCCAUCUCCAGAAGGUUUCAGUGUUUACCCACAGCAAACAUGGCGGAAAAGGCUUCAUCCGAACACUCUCGGGCCACCAAUAAAGACGACCACAGCGCUUCCUGUGUUUGCCCUUAACAAAGAUGGCUACAACACUUCCUGUUCAGGUCUCUUGCCUUCAACAAAGAUGGUGCCCAUGGUACAGGUUCCCUGACUGUCUGGAUUCCGGUUGCAGUUUGUUCUGUUUUGUUUUUAAAGAUACGUGUUUGCAGACGGGCACAUGGAGGCUAGAGACAAGCAAGUCCUUCGCUCCCUUCGCCUGGAGCUGGGUGCAGAGGUGCUGGUAGAGGGGCUGGUUCUUCAGUAUCUUUACCAGGAAGGGAUCUUGACGGAAAACCACGUUCAAGAAAUUAAAGCUCAAGCUACAGGCCUUCGGAAAACAAUGCUGCUGCUGGAUAUCCUACCUUCCAGGGGUCCUAAAGCAUUCGAUGUAUUCCUAGAUUCCCUGCAGGAAUUCCCUUGGGUAAGGGAGAAGCUGGAGAAGGCAAGAGAAGAAGCCAUCGUUGAGCUGCCUGCAGAUGACGCGAUGGCUGGAAUCCCCCCGCACAUCCUCAACAGCUCCCCGUCCGACCAGCAGAUCAACCAGCUGGCGCAGAGGCUGGGCCCCGAGUGGGAGCCCGUGGUGCUGUCUCUGGGCCUGUCCCAGACCGACAUCUACCGCUGUAAGGCCAACCACCCCCACAACGUCCAGUCCCAGGUGGUGGAGGCCUUUGUCCGCUGGAGGCAGCGCUUCGGAAAGCAGGCCACCUUCCAGAGCCUUCACAGGAGCCUCCAGGCCAUGGAGGUGGACCCGUCUGUGCUCCAGCACAUGUUGGAAUGAUGGUGCACCCGUUAACGCCCGGGGCCCCCCGUGGCAUGUGCCAAAUCCUCACUCUCACCAGGGGCAGGUAGAUUUGGGGGGAUUUUUUGUUGUUGUUGUUGUUGUUGUUUGGUCUUUUUAGUGAUCCUUCGAUAAAAGGAGAUAAUGUGAUUUCCACUUGACAUUUCCUUGAGAGGCAGGAUGACUGAGUAGGUUUCCCACACUGCUGCAUUGACAAUUCAUUGUGUCUCAUUGCUCGAGGAUUGCAUUAUUUGAAUUGUGCAGGUUUUAAUUGUGUGGUUGCCUUUCAAUAAACUGAUUCAUCCUAGUGGCCCGAAAAAAAUGCAAGUGUCCUAUAUAUAAAACAUCCACUUUUAUGAUGCCUGAGAAUCGAACGGUGGACAUAGCUGUUGAUAAUUAUGAUAAUAAGAAAAAAUGAAUUACUGUAUAUAAAAUGGCCCUCUCAUGAAUAAGUAUUUUUGAUAUUUCUGUAUUGCAUAGAUUGGGUGUGAAAUUCUCAUAGUCCUUUCUCUGGAACAGAAUUGAUAGUAACAGCGAAAUGGCUAUGUUCUCUGGUCAAAGUAAAUAGCACAGGCAGGGUGCCUGCAUUAAAUGGAAGACACUAAAGCUCCCUGCAAAGACCAGUUACAGUCCCAGCCUGCAAACCUGAGCUCUUUAUCCUUAAAAAAAUUUGCUUAAGAAAAUCACGUGCCCUUUAUUGAAAGGAGUGGGGCUUGGGUGACAGUGUGGUCCUUCCUCUGAGGUCUUAAUGACUGAAGGGUUGUGCUCCUAAGGGCCACGGUUUAAUCUUCUGCCCUUUUACUACUAGCACGUGGCCUUUGUCAGACGCUUGACCGUUUGCAAGGCUUUUCACACAUGUUGUCUUGUCCGGACCUCACAGAGGUGCUGUGAAGUAGCUGGGAAGAGAGGUGAGCCCCCUUCUGUCGUGAGAUGGAGUGAUGUGCCUGGGGUGACUGAGUCAGAGUGUGUCUUGAGAUCACCCCUCCUGUGUGCCCUUUCCACCUGCUCAGUGUCACUCCCUCCUCCCCCACGUGCUCUCCUUCCUCCUCUCCCGGGAAGGAGCUCACUGCCCGCCUGCGGCCAGCGGCAUCUCCUUGGGUGAGUCACGUCACUUCUCUAAGCCUCAGUUUCCUCAUUGGUAGAAUGAGGCAAUGCUUUGUCCCCACGUCCGAGACUUUUGUGUUGCUUAAAGGCGUCACAUCUGCCAAGGGCUCCUCCAGUGCUUGGCCCAUCAUCAGCUCUUGGGAAAUGGGAGCUGUUCAUUGGCGGCUGUGGCUGGUUGUGGGUGCAGUUCACAGACCAAGCCGAGCACUGGCUGAAGCUGAGGGCUCUGUAGGAGGAAGUGCUAUUACCAUGCCUCUUGCUAGGCUUUAAAAUGGGAUAGGAUUUUAUCAACUGCUCAGUGGGCCCUGUCAAGAGAGGGACAGGUGACCAUUCCCAGUCUGUGAUCUGUCCUUCGGGAUAAUUGAAGAAUCCAUUUCUUAAUCCGAACCUAGCUCAGAAUUUUUCAAAGGGAAAAAAACCUGUACUGUUUACUUGUGUCCAUUCUGAGCACAGGCACAUCGAGUGGUGAGUGUGAACAGAAAGUGAACACUCAAGAGGAGGCCGGUCUUGUGUUGAUGACAUCCUUUCAAGUGUCUGGGAAGCAUAUUCCCUGUCCUAAGAAGGAUCAGUUAUGUUUAGGGUUCAACACAUAGAUCAGAGGAAUGGUCCACUGGCCUUAUCAGCUCGAAUUUUCCAUGUUGUAGCCCAGCCAUGAAUUCAUUACCUUACAAAAUCCUCACGCUUCUGGCCCCAUCGCUGCGCCCCGUGGUAGACUGUACCUCCCCCCACCUUCCGUAACUGCUCGUCAUUGUGAACCUUGGACUUGUUAAUAGCGCUCUUCGUCUCCCUGGGUUUGCUAACAGAGUUGCUGCAGCUUGUGUGCUCACCACAUUUACGGAUGAGUGAGGAUGGCUGGGCUUUGCUGCAUCUGCCUAGAUGGCGUUUUAGAAGCGGGUGUGAUGACUGGCUAGGUCAUUCUCGCCCUUUGUGGGCAUCUGUCAUGCACGGACACCUGUGUGCUCUGUCAGCAGUAAAGGGCAACUCGUGAUGAACUCGCCUGCCAUGGGCUGUCAGGGUUCUCAGGGAGCUCAGAUGUGUUGCCCUUAAUGGUCAAGGGGUCUCCACCAUCACGUGGCAGCUGCACCUGACCGGGCUGGCUCAUGUUCUUGCCGAAGAUUUGCCGAAUGGAAGAACCAAGCAGCAGAUCACUGUCUGAUUUCUACCUCUGGCUGCAAAGAGUGACGCCACAUGUCACCUGCCUACCUGCCAAGAGAAUCUGAGAGGUGAUGUGCUUGCGAGCAGUACAUGUGUUUUUGUGCAGGAGAAGAUUCUACGAUUCCAGAGAUCGCCUUCCGCCGAUAAACUUCUGAAUAAGUGCAGUGAGGUGACAGGGCACUUGGAGGUGCUGACCAAAAAAAAAGAUUAAAAAGUCUCACUCUA
This is a messenger RNA of Phacochoerus africanus (Common warthog), 3478 nucleotides long. It is a transcript of the gene CRADD, whose product is annotated as CASP2 and RIPK1 domain containing adaptor with death domain. The transcript is spliced from 4 exons. The coding region runs from base 395 to 994 and encodes 199 amino acids. Gene Ontology annotation, biological process: regulation of apoptotic process; signal transduction. Gene Ontology annotation, molecular function: protease binding; death domain binding. The record is from RefSeq and is a predicted model, not a curated record. NCBI's taxonomy places the organism in Eukaryota, Metazoa, Chordata, Mammalia, Artiodactyla, Suidae.